Molecule: messenger RNA, 2625 nt
Organism: Hippopotamus amphibius kiboko
Lineage: Eukaryota; Metazoa; Chordata; Mammalia; Artiodactyla; Hippopotamidae
Gene: UAP1L1
Product: UDP-N-acetylglucosamine pyrophosphorylase 1 like 1
Exons: 9
Coding region: 1-1515 (504 amino acids)
Biological process (GO): UDP-N-acetylglucosamine biosynthetic process
Molecular function (GO): UDP-N-acetylglucosamine diphosphorylase activity
Source: RefSeq, a predicted model, not a curated record
AUGGCCUCGGAGCGGGACGUGCGCGCCCGGCUGCGGCGCGCCGGCCAGGAGCACCUCCUGCACUUCUGCGCCCGGCUGGCGCCCGGCCCGCGCGCCGCGCUCUUGGCCCAGCUGCAGGCCCUGGAGCCGGAGGCGCUGCGCGAGCACUGCCGGCGCGCGGCCGCCGCCCGGGCGCGUCCCCCGGGCCCGCCGCCCGGCCUGGCCGCGCGCCUGCGGCCCCUGGCCCCCGAGCGCGUGGGCAGCGCGAGCGGGGGCGACCCGCAGACGCGGCGGCUCUGGGAGGAGGCAGGUUUCCAGCAGAUCGCCCUGAACAAGGUGGCUGUGCUGCUGCUGGCUGGGGGGCAGGGCACCCGCCUGGGAGUGACCUACCCCAAGGGCAUGUAUCAGGUGGGCCUGCCCAGCCAGAAGACCCUGUACCAGCUGCAGGCAGAACGGAUUCGGCGGGUGGAGCAGCUGGCUGGCGAGCGCCAUGGGACCCGCUGCACCGUGCCCUGGUACAUCAUGACCAGUGAGUUCACGCUGGGGCCCACGGCCAAGUUCUUCAAGGAGCAUGAGUUCUUCCACUUAGACCCCAACAACGUGGUCAUGUUUGAACAGCGCAUGCUGCCUGCUGUCACCUUCGAUGGCAGGGCCAUCCUGGAGCAGAAAGACAAGGUUGCCAUGGCGCCAGAUGGCAACGGGGGCCUGUACUGCGCGCUGGCGGACAACCAGAUCUUAGAGGACAUGGAGCGGCGAGGAGUGGAGUUUGUGCACGUGUACUGUGUGGACAACAUCCUGGUGCGGCUGGCCGACCCAGCCUUCAUCGGCUUCUGCGUGCUGCGGGGCGCCGACUGUGGAGCCAAGGUGGUGGAAAAGGCGUACCCCGAGGAGCCGGUGGGCGUGGUGUGCCAGGUGGACGGCGUCCCCCAGGUGGUGGAGUACAGCGAGCUCAGCGCCGACACGGCGCGGCUGCGUGCGCCCGGCGGGGGCCUGCUCUACAACGCGGGCAACAUCUGCAACCACUUCUUCACCCGAGACUUCCUCCAGACGGUCACCAGGGAGUUGGAGCCGUUGCUGAAGCCACACGUGGCUGUGAAGAAGGUCCCCUACGUGGAUGAGGAGGGGAAUCCAGUGAAGCCUCUGGAGCCUAACGGGAUAAAGAUGGAGAAGUUCGUGUUUGACGUGCUCCCAUUUGCCAAGAACUUCGUGGCCUUCCAAGUGCUGCGGGAGGAGGAGUUCUCCCCUCUAAAGAACGCGGACUCGGCCGACAGGGACAACCCGUCCACCGCCCGGCGGGCCCUGCUCGCUCAGCAUUACCGGUGGGCUCGGCAGGCAGGAGCCCGCUUCCUGGACGCGCACGGGGCCCAGCUCCCCGAGCAGCCCAGCUUGCCCGGCAGUGGAGAGCCUCCAGCCGUCUGUGAGAUCUCGCCCUUGGUGUCCUACUCCGGAGAGGGACUGGAAGUGUACCUGCGAGGCCGGGAGUUUGGGUCCCCGCUCAUCCUGGACGAGGACACAGCCAGGGCACUGCAGGCCUGACUGCCUCCUAGACCUGCCAACCCCGGUGUCCCCGAAGCUGAGGACGCAGCCCCGGCUUGGGCUCCGGGGAGGAAAGCAGGCUGCUCUGUGUUUCUGGCUGCGGAACAAGGACCACAGAGGGAAGCACACUGGUUUACUCCACGAGGGUGGGAACUCUCCCACCACUCUCCCCUGGACCUAAGUGACCCCAGGCCUGCUGCAGGCCCACGCAGGCUCUCUGGCUUCGCUCCUGCUGUGGGGUCCAGGCUGCAGGCAGAGGGACUCAGGGCCUUGGACAGUGGGGAUCAGAGGAGGCUGGGGUGGGGCCCGGGGAAGUAUGGCCUCAUCGGCUGAGAGCCACGCCAGCCUGUCUGAGCUGAGACUCGACAGGACAGGACAGGACAGCGGCUCCUCGGCUCCAGGCAGACCCACGUGGUGAGAAGGAGCAGCGGCUGCACCACACGUUUCCGCAGAGAUGAGGAAACGGGAGGAGGGGGACGGUGUCCUUCCCCCGCAGGGAGAGGCUGCCCCUCCCUCCCUGGCAGCUGAACCUGGAGGGGGGGUUCACAGCCCAGCCCCCUUCCCAGCCCGGCAGAGGCCGACAGCAGGGCGGGAGCUGGCUCUCCGGGAAGCCUGGCCAGCACGCCUGGCACUGAGCUCUCUCGAGUUCUGUCCGAGGCCUCAGCCCCCAGGAAGCAGUGGACUCCCGUGCUGGUUGCUUCGUCUGGAGUUUAACCAGGAGGGGAGCGCCGUCCCCGCCCAGCCUGCCAAUCCAGCUUCUGGGAUCCCGGUGCUCACGCUGCAGCCCUGCUCUCUGGGGGGGGGGGGGGGCACAGGCCCCUUGCUGCACCCCCACAGCCUGGCUGAGUCAGAGAGAAACCGGCUGGCUCUGGUCUCUUGCCCCUGGCUUGGCUGCUCCGGGCCCCACUGCCCGCUUUCCCGUCUGGAGAGCAACACGGGGGCACCUGCGUCUUGCUGCUGAUGUGAAGAGCAUCGUAUAGUGUGGCCUGCUGCUCCGCGGAGGCCGCCUGCCCCCUGCCCGCUCCGCAGCCCGCGCGGCCGUGCUUCCCCCGGGAAGGGUGCUGUCCAGUGGUGGGUUCAGAGGCCAUGAUCCUGCCAGCGGCUCAGCGU